Molecule: messenger RNA, 2921 nt
Organism: Vitis riparia (riverbank grape)
Lineage: Eukaryota; Viridiplantae; Streptophyta; Magnoliopsida; Vitales; Vitaceae
Exons: 13
Coding region: 118-2721 (867 amino acids)
Molecular function (GO): protein binding
Source: RefSeq, a predicted model, not a curated record
AAAAAAAAACCCAAUGGAAUCCCCAUUCGGGGUUGUAUAUGGUAUCUGGAAGCUCUUACCAGCAAUGGCUGUGAAGACUCUGAUCGGACUUCCCGCACUGUGACCGAUACUCAGAAAAUGCAACCUCAAUACCACAAACCCCGCUCCUACGGCCCUCCGGUGAAAAUGGCGAUUCCGCCGGCGCAACACUCUGAUAACGACCGGAGCAGCGGCGAGCUACGCGCUUUGGAUUGCAACCUUACCUCCCUCUGCGACCACAUCCAAUUGGAGGGCUUCACUUCGGGUUCCUUCUCUGACAUCGUCGUCCACGCAAUGGGCUCCACCUACCGCCUUCAUCGCUUGAUCCUCUCUCGCAGUUCUUACUUCAGGAACAUGCUUCAUGGUCCUUGGAAAGAAGCCAAUGCUUCAGUUGUGACUUUGCAUGUGGAUGAUAGCAAUGUUAAUGGGGAGGCAAUUGAAAUGGCUUUGGCUUAUCUUUAUGGUCAUCAUCCAAAACUUAAUGACAAUAAUGCAUUUCGUGUUCUUGCCGCUGCUUCUUUUCUUGACCUUCAGGAUUUGUGUGCGAUUUGCACAGACUUCAUAAUAUCUGAACUGUGGACUUCAAACUUCUUAGCUUAUCAGGUAUUUGCAGAGAGCCAAGACUAUGGGAUACAUGGAGAACGAGUUAGAAAUGCUUGCUGGGGCUACCUUUGUCAAAGUGGUGCCAUGGAGUUGAAAGAGGUGCUCCCUAAACUUUCCUCUCAAACUUUGCAUGCAUUGUUGACUUCAGAUGAACUGUGGGUACCUAGUGAAGAGAAAAGGUUCGAACUAGCAUUAUACACACUCCUUGCAAAAGAUGCUUUUUGCAAAGCUGAACAUCCUGAGCAAGAAAGUUCCACUUCUGAGAUGGGGAUGGGCACUCAUUCGAAUUCUUCUAAAGUGAAGGGAAAGAACUUGAUUGAUAACAGCACUAGUAAAAUUUUGGAAUCUGAGUUAGGGCAUAUGAAUUUAAAAGAUGAACUAGAAGGCCAUAAUGCUGCUCAUAAUAUUCUGGUUGAGCUUGCUGACGGUGUGGUUGACUUCCAAUAUGGGGCCAAUACAAUACAACAAGUUUCAUGCACUCAAUCAAAUGUGGGGCCAAGAUACUCCUGCAACAUGGAACGGACUACAUCAUUUAGCAACACAUUUUCAGAUGGAAUUAGAUCCUCAUGUUCUUAUGUUGAAAUGCCUAUUGCUGUUGGAACUGAUGGACUUGGGGCUAAUGAAGUGGCUAUGGAAGGACCAUCUGAAGAAGGUUCAUGCUACCUGAAUAACAAUAAUUGGCUUUCUGGGGAUCAAUCAGCACACUGCUCUUCCAUGAACUCUUCCUGUAAUGGCCCCAUGCCCAGUGAAUGGGGAAGAUGUGGUCUGUCUCCUUCAUGUGGUGACAGAGUUGUGGGCAGAAGACAGGUAAAAGGUCAUGAUAAAGGGAACUCUGGGGUUUGUAGGGAGGAAUAUGAUGCAUUUGCUAAUAUUUUUGAAGGGGGUUCUCUCUUAUAUUGCAACAUGUCUUUUGAGGCACUUCUGAAUGUGAGACGGCAGCUUGAAGAAUUGGGAUUCCCUUGCAAAGCUGUGAAUGAUGGUCUUUGGCUGCAGAUGCUUCUAAGCCAGCGGGUGCAAGAAAUUGGUGCUGACACUUGCAAAAAUUGCUUCCAAAUGAGUAUGGCAUGCGCAUGCCGGCAACCAUUUGGAAUUUCACAUGGAGUUAGUACUACAGGUUAUUACACACAAGAACAUGAUCAGAAUAAUCCACCUAACCACAUAGGGAAUGUAUAUGUCGCAGAAUCUGCUCAGGGGCAGGCAAAUAGCCACUUUAGGCCUGUUAGAGUGCAUGUUAGAGGAACUGUUGAUGGGCUUGCUGGUAUUGGACGUGGAACUACAUUUGUUUCUGCAGCUGCUUGGCCUCCAACACGUUUUGUCUUCUCCCGUGUACCCUAUAGUAUGGGCAACAGAAAUUGCCAGCAGUCUCUUGUUAAUGAUGAUUUAGAGGCUAGAGCUGACCAUAAUGGAGAUCUAUCUGGAGAUGGUUUAACAGCUUUAGUAGGGCUUAGCCAAGGAGGGAGCAACAUACCCAAUGUUCAUGUAGAGCAAACAGAGAGAGGGUAUGAGACGGACCUGCAGAGCAGAUCAAGUGGAGCUUCCAUUACAGCACCGAGUACUAGCGGUAUUCCUCUGCAGAUGCUAGAUUCACAAGAGAAUGCCAUUGGAAUCGAGUGGGAGAAUGCGAACAAUUCUUCUAUACCACUGGAUAUGAAAACACCUUUAAGUCACUUCCCUCCUUUUCGUUUUGGGGUGGAAUUUGAGGAUGUGCACAGGCUAAGUGAUGGCCAAGUCAAGCACUCUCCCGAAGUAUUUUAUGCUGGUUCUUUAUGGAAGGUUAGUGUUCAAGCUUUUAGCGAUGAAGACCCUCAAGGACGCAGAACCCUAGGAUUAUUUCUUCAUCGACGGAAGGCAGAGAUAACUGAUUCCAUCAGAAAGGUUCAUAUGUAUGUGGACUCUCGUGAAAAGGUCACUGCUCGUUAUCAGUUGAUUUGCCCGUCAAAGAGAGAUGUGAUGGUGUUUGGACGCUUCAAACAAACGGGCAUUCCCUUACCCAAAGCUCCCAAAGGUUGGGGCUGGCGCACAGCCUUGUUAUUUGAUGAACUUGCAGACCUCCUCCAAAAUGGAGCCCUCCGAGUUGCUGCUGUUGUACAGCUUAUAUGAAACCAAACACAAGAUGGAUCACAACUAUACUACUUUUCCUUCGCCCCAAACCAGUUACAUUUUUUUUUUUUUUUUUGUUCUUUCCCUUUUUAAUUUGCUUAAUUUGUAAGUCAAAAGUGUUACUCUCAUAAUUUGUCAUGUGAAGUAAAUAUGGUGAGAGAGAUAAUAAUGCAUUCGUUACUUUUUCCUUGCCUUUGUCA